This is a messenger RNA of Exophiala xenobiotica, 1926 nucleotides long. RefSeq names its product eukaryotic translation initiation factor 3 subunit E. The transcript has 2 exons. Gene Ontology annotation, biological process: translational initiation. The coding region runs from base 175 to 1482 and encodes 435 amino acids. The record is from RefSeq and is a predicted model, not a curated record. Gene Ontology annotation, molecular function: translation initiation factor activity. Gene Ontology annotation, cellular component: eukaryotic translation initiation factor 3 complex; nucleus; cytoplasm. Lineage: Eukaryota; Fungi; Ascomycota; Eurotiomycetes; Chaetothyriales; Herpotrichiellaceae.
AGGCCAUCCCGAGCAUAUCAGCAACCUUGGUUCACCAGGGUACAUCUUCCCUAUUGACGUUGACCGCCCCAAGCUCUCCGAGGCGAUCCUCAAGAAACACCAAGAAGAGCUCGCUGCCCUCGAUACGAAUCCAACACCGAACAAGAAGGUCGAGGACUGGUUCGAGAACACAAAAUGAGUACCGUCGACGAUCCUACAGGCGAAUAUGCCUUUCUCUCAAAGCUCAUCCAGCAUCUGGACCGUCAUCUCAUAUUUCCCUUGCUCGAACAUCAACUCGUCUCCGAAGACAUCUCGCAGCAGCGCUAUGAUGAUCUCAAACUCGCCAUCUUCAACCUCCUCAAAAACACGAACAUGAUCGACUACGUAGGAAACCUCUACAAGGAAAUCCACAAGACUGAUACGAUACCCCCACAAUACGCAAAGAAGAGAGAGGAAGUUCUACAAAAGCUGGCCAAAUUCGAAGAAGAAUCCGCACACCUCACGAACCUCCUAAAUGAUGAAGCCGUCACCUCCCAAUUGCGCAGCGACAAAGUCGCCAACCUGAAAUUCCUCGAAGAACAACAUGGCGUGACGCAACAGAUGGUAGACAACCUCUACGAUUUUGGCCGAUUCAGAUAUGAAUGUGGCCUAUACCCGGAAGCCGCUGACCUGCUCUACCGGUUCCGCGUUCUUUCCACGGACAACGACAAAGUCGUCAAAGCCACCUGGGGUAAAUUGGUCUGCGAGAUUCUAGGCGAAGAAUGGGAGAACGCGCUUGAAGAGGUUGAGAAAGUCAAAGAGCAUAUUGAGACACGGCUGUUCAACAAUCCCCGCGCACAACUGACUGCCAGAGAAUCGCUUGUCCACUACGCUCUGUUCCCUUUCUUCAAUUAUGAACCAGCCCGUGAGAAGCUCACUGAAAUGUUCUUCUCUCCACCAUAUCUCAGCUCCAUUCAGACCGUCUGUCCCUGGAUUCUGCGCUAUUUGGCUGCAGCAGUCAUCACCAACCGCGGCCGUACGAACAAUUCGCACAAUUACCAGAAACAGUUGAAAGAUCUGGUCAGAGUUGUCAAGCAGGAAAUAUACGAAUAUCAAGAUCCCGUCACGGAGUUUGUUAAAGCUCUUUACGUGGACUUCGACUUUGAAGGCGCGCAGAAGAAACUCACCGAGGCCGAGGCCAUAUUGAGAGGGGAUUUCUUCUUGGGUUCGUCGACAGAUGCCUUCAUGGAGUCGGCGAGACAUUUGAUCUCAGAAAGCUAUUGCAAAAUCCAUCAGAGAAUCGAUAUCACGGACCUCUCCACUCGUCUGGGCUUGUCUCAAAACGAAGGCGAGAAAUGGAUUGUCAACUUGAUUCGCGACACGAGAGUCGAUGCAAAGAUCGACUACCAAGCCGGAACUGUCGUGAUGAAUCAUCCUCCUCAGAGCGUGUACCAACAGGUCAUUGAGAAGACCAAGGGCGCUUUCUUCCGGACUCAGGUGCUCAGUGCUGCCGUUGCCAAGUGAGGGAAAGGCGAUCAGCAACAAUGGACCGGAACGACACGAGCCUCGUGCGGGCUCGACCUGAACUGAGCUGACGCGAUCAACAUGAAGAGCUUUUGGGCUUGAGGAUAGGAGGCGCCCGUGUUCUCGCUUGCUCCGGCUUGUCUUCUGCAAGCGAAGAGGAUCUCAGGCCGUCAAACCUGGAGGCAUAAGCGUAUCUCUGCCUCUAGGCAGGGACGGAUGGAGAGCUAAGCGUUACUGAAGAAAACUAGAAGAGGAAAGCUAUGGGCUUGUUGUACAGCAUGAUCUGAUACCCAUGACAUUGAUUCAUGACAGGGCAACGAGCUAGACAAAAGCAUGAAACGAAAACAAGGGCACAAAUGAGACGGCCCUAGCAUCACAACCUGCUACAAGCAGGAGCAGCGAAAUGAACAAAUGCAUUACGAUGCUUAAUUCUUGUUGUUACAG